AUGCAAGCCGUUGUAGACCACCGCAUGCGAUUUAUGUCGUACUCGCUGCGUUCGGGAAGCCAGAACGACAAAGCCAUGUUCAACGAAUCGUUAUUUGGGCAAACGUGUCACACCAGAGAUCCCCCCGGAAGCUGUUUUCUUGGUGACGCUGGCUACAAGCUUUUCACGCACGUAAUGACCCCGUAUUCGAUCGUCUCGAGCAUGGCUUCAGACGAAGCCAACUAUAACUGGAUCCACAGUCGCAGCCGCAUGGUUGUUGAGCGCGCCUUUGGCCGGUGGAAAAACAAAUUUCGCAUUUUCAAGCACGAAUUGUUGCACCACUGCCCCCGCGACAUGGCAAGAUUGAUUGAAGUUACGUUGGUCUUGCAUAAUUGGUACAUUGACUACGACAACGAGGCUGUGGCUCCAACACAGCCUGAGACAUACCCCGGGUGGAUGCAUAUCGGCGGUGACAUUGUAGAUGAUGACGAGUUAUUCCAAGUAGAUGGUGCUGCAGCGUAG
Messenger RNA from Aphanomyces astaci, 501 nucleotides. RefSeq lists its product as hypothetical. The transcript has a single exon. The record is from RefSeq and is a predicted model, not a curated record. Lineage: Eukaryota; Oomycota; Saprolegniomycetes; Saprolegniales; Verrucalvaceae. Bases 1 to 501 code for a protein of 166 amino acids.